Molecule: messenger RNA, 579 nt
Organism: Blepharisma stoltei
Lineage: Eukaryota; Ciliophora; Heterotrichea; Heterotrichida; Blepharismidae
Source: the annotation of a GenBank genome assembly
AUGGACCUUCCAGAUAACUACGGCUGGGUUCUGUUCAUGGAGCUCUUAAUCCUUGUGGAAUAUUAUUGCACUGUCAUCUACGUUGGCUAUGCCAGAAAAAAAGUAUUUACGCCCAAGUUCAUGAGUGAGAAUUUUGGGGAAGAAUUCAGAAAUACGUUCAGACGUGAUCCGGAUCCACUAGGAUAUCCAGAUAUGGGAAAUGGACGAUUCUCUGAAAAACUGUCUUUUGCGGACUGGUAUUAUUUUAACAAUGCUCAAAGGGUACACUAUAGAAUUUUACAGAGACAAAAAAUUAUAGCCUUGAUAGAGAAUUAUUUGUGGAUUUAUAAUAGAAAAGUAUAUAACUUUUUAGAAGGAAUCCAUAUCCCUCUUGUUUGCAUUCCGAUCGGAGGGGUAGAGCUGGAGUACUAUACAAUUGGGCUAGCAGCUGCGUAUAUUGCUGGGAGAGCUAUAUAUGCGAUAGGUUAUACAAGGGUAGGCUCAAAAGGAAGAUUGAUAGGAGUGGGGAUUCUUGAUUUAGCACUUAUUGGUCUUGUGGUUAUUGCUUUUAUUUCAAGCAUCUUUAUGGUUUAUAACUAA